ACCCCUCGGGCUCCAGCAUGAGCGGCGGCAGCGGGGGCGGCUCCUCGGCACCCGGCCGCUUCGCCGACUACUUCGUCAUCUGCGGGCUGGACACCGAGACCGGGCUGGAGCCGGACGAGCUCUCCGCUUUAUGCCAGUAUAUACAGGCCUCUAAAACCCGAGAUGGUGCCAGCCGUUUCAUUUCAAGUGCAACAGAAGGGGAGAACUUUGAACAGACUCCGUUAAGACGCACAUUUAAAUCCAAAGUUCUUGCUCGCUAUCCUGAGAAUGUUGAAUGGAACCCUUUUGACCAGGAUGCAGUGGGAAUGCUGUGUAUGCCUAAAGGGCUUGCUUUCAAGACACAAGCAGAUUCCAGAGAACCUCAGUUCCACUCUUUUAUUAUUACUCGUGAAGAUGGCUCACGGACAUUUGGAUUUUCUCUCACGUUUUUUGAGGAAGUUACUAGCAAACAGAUCUGCAGUGCGAUGCAGACAUUGUAUCAUAUGCACAAUGCUGAAUAUGACAUUCUUCAUACUCCACCCACAAAUGACAAAGAUAGCUGCAGCAGCACUGGAGACUGCAAUGGCACUUCUGUUUCAAAGCUACAGCGUUUUAACUCCUAUGACAUCAGCAGAGACACACUCUAUGUCUCAAAGUGCAUUUGUCUGAUUACUCCAAUGUCUUUCAUGAAAGCUUGUAAGAAAGUUCUAGAACAACUUCACCAAGCAGUGACUUCACCUCAGCCGCCACCUCUACCUUUAGAAAGCUACAUCUACAAUAUUCUCUAUGAGGUUCCUCUUCCCCCAGCAGGAAGGUCAUUAAAAUUUUCAGGUGUUUAUGGACCAAUUAUCUGCCAGAGGCCAAGCACCAGUGAACUACCAUUAUUUGAUUUUCCAGUUAAAGAAGUUUUUGAAUUGCUUGGAGUAGAAAAUGUGGUUCAACUCUUUACCUGUGCCCUCUUGGAAUUUCAGAUACUGCUUUAUUCACAGCAUUAUCAGAGACUGAUGACUGUGGCAGAGACCAUCACAGCACUAAUGUUUCCAUUUCAGUGGCAGCAUGUGUAUGUUCCUAUCCUUCCAGCAUCCCUCCUUCAUUUUCUAGAUGCUCCUGUCCCUUACCUCAUGGGCUUGCACUCUAAUGGGCUGGAUGACAGGUCUAAGCUGGAACUUCCUCAAGAGGCUAACCUGUGCUUUGUGGAUGUAGACAACCAUUUCAUUGAGCUGCCAGAAGACUUGCCCCAGUUCCCAAAUAAACUUGAGUUCAUUCAGGAAAUUUCGGAGAUACUAAUGGCUUUUGGAAUUCCACCUGAGGGAAACCUUCACUGCAGUGAAAGUGCCUCCAAGAUGAAGAGCCUCAGAGCAUGUGACCUGGUUUCUGAUAAAAGAAAUGGGAACAUAGCAGGAUCACCUUUGAAUUCCUAUGAGCUGCUAAAGGAAAAUGAGACAAUUGCAAGACUCCAAGCACUUGUAAAAAGAACGGGUGUGAGUCUAGAAAAGUUGGAGGUGCGAGAGGAGACCAGUAGCAAAAAGGAUCUUAAAAUUCAGUGUGAUGAAGAAGAAUUCAAGAUUUACCAGCUGAACAUUCAAAUCCGUGAAGUUUUUGCCAAUCGCUUUACACAAAUGUUUGCAGAUUAUGAAGUAUUUGUCAUUCAACCCAGUCAGGACAAGGAAUCUUGGUUUACAAACAGGGAACAGAUGCAAAACUUUGAUAAAGCAUCUUUCUUGUCGGACCAGCCUGAACCUUACUUGCCUUUCCUCUCGAGAUUCCUGGAGACCCAAAUGUUUGCAUCUUUUAUUGACAAUAAGAUUAUGUGCCAUGAUGAAGAUGAUAAAGACCCUGUUUUGAGAGUAUUUGAUUCUAGAGUGGAUAAAAUUAGGCUGCUAAAUGUUAGGACGCCGACUCUGCGCACAUCUAUGUAUCAAAAGUGCACAACCAUUGAUGAGGCUGAGAAAUCUAUUGAAUUAAGGCUAGCAAAAAUAGAUCACACUGCAGUCCACCCACACUUGCUGGACAUGAAAAUUGGACAAGGGAAAUAUGAGCUUGGAUUUUUUCCGAAGCUUCAGUCUGAUGUUUUAUCCACUGGACCAGUAAGCAACAAGUGGACAAAGAGAAAUGCUCCUGCACAGUGGAGACGGAAGGACAGACAGAAGCAACACACAGAACACCUGCGUCUUGACAAUGAUCAGAGAGAGAAGUAUAUCCAAGAAGCCAGGAAUCUGGGCAGCACUAUUCGGCAGCCCAAACUGUCUAACCUCUCUCCAUCGGUAAUUGCACAAACAAACUGGAAGUUUGUAGAAGGCUUGUUGAAGGAAUGCCGAAAUAAGACCAAGAGGAUGUUGGUUGAAAAAAUGGGUCGCGAAGCUGUGGAGCUAGGUCAUGGUGAAGUGAAUAUCACCGGUGUAGAAGAGAAUACCCUGAUAGCCAGUCUGUGUGACCUCUUAGAAAGGAUAUGGAGCCAUGGUCUGCAAGUCAAACAGGGAAAAUCUGCUUUGUGGUCUCAUCUGUUACACUACCUAGAAAACAGACAGAGAAAAACUACAUCAGGCAGCUUCAGUACCUCAGGAAUACUUCUUGAUUCAGAAAGGAGAAAGUCUGAUACCAGUCCAGCCAUGUCACCUCUUAGAAUCUCUCUCAUCCAGGAUAUGAGGCAUAUCCAGAACAUUAGUGAGAUCAAAACAGAUGUUGGCAAGGCCAGAGCUUGGGUUCGUCUCUCCAUGGAAAAGAAGUUGCUCUCUAGGCAUCUAAAACAGCUGCUUUCAGAUCAUGAACUCACAAAAAAACUCUACAAGCGUUAUGCAUUCCUCCGCUGUGAUGAUGAGAAAGAACAAUUCUUAUAUCAUCUCCUGUCAUUCAAUGCUGUUGAUUACUUUUGCUUUACCAAUGUUUUCACAACAAUCUUGAUACCAUACCAUAUAUUGAUUGUUCCUAGCAAGAAACUUGGUGGCUCCAUGUUUACAGCAAAUCCUUGGAUCUGUAUCUCGGGAGAACUGGGUGAAACAGGAGUCCUGCAGAUUCCCAGGAAUAUAUUAGAAAUGACUUUUGAGUGCCAGAACCUGGGAAAACUGACCACAGUGCAAAUAGGACAUGAUAAUUCAGGGCUGUAUGCCAAGUGGCUAGUGGAAUAUGUUAUGGUCAGAAAUGAAAUAACAGGGCAUACUUACAAGUUUCCCUGUGGAAGGUGGCUUGGAAAGGGAAUGGAUGAUGGCAGCUUAGAGAGGAUCCUGGUGGGAGAGUUGCUGACUUCACACACUGAGGUUGAUGAGCGGCAGUGCCGAACCCCUCCUUUGCAGCAGUCACCAAGCAUGAUCAGAAGAUUUGUCACUAUAUCACCAAACAAUAAGCCAAAGUUAAAUACUGGUCAGAUACAAGAAGCUAUUGGUGAAGCUGUCAAUGGUAUUGUCAAGCAUUUCCACAAGCCAGAGAAGGAGAGAGGCAGUCUGACGCUCUUGCUGUGUGGAGAAAGUGGACUUGUUUCAGCUCUUGAGCAAGUGUUUCAGCAUGGGUUUAAAUCACCGAGACUCUUCAAAAACGUCUUUAUUUGGGAUUUUUUAGAAAAAGCACAAACUUACUAUGAGACCCUUGAGCAGAAUGAGAUGGUCCCAGAAGAGAACUGGCAGACAAGAGCCAGGAAUUUCUGUCGCUUUAUCACUGCUAUCAACAACACCCCUAGAAACAUUGGGAAGGAUGGCAAGUUUCAGAUGCUGGUGUGUCUUGGAGCCAGAGACCACCUUUUGCAUCACUGGAUCGCCCUGCUUGCAGACUGCCCAAUUACAGCACAGAUGUAUGAAGACAUAGCACUGAUUAAGGAUCAUACUCUUGUGAACUCUUUGAUUCGAGUGCUGCAGACCUUGCAGGAGUUCAACAUUACGCUGGAGGCAUCUCUUGUCAAAGGAAUCGAUAUUUGACCUCUUGUCCCACAGGAGAAACUGUCUUUAAAAAAAAAGAAAAAAGCAACAAGGAGUGAAGCUUGUUAGUAUGCAAAAGUUCUGUCUGCCAGUACAUUGUAUCGUGAACUCGUUCAUGGCCCUAAAAUGCAACUUUGACUUUUCUUGAAGGAAACUCCAAAAACAGUACAGGCAAAUGGAUAGAAGCUGUAAACUCAAUGUAAAAAAGAGGAUUUUGGUAUAAAUCUAUUUUAGAGUUUAUUUGCCGAUUUGCUUUUUACACACUUUCAUGUGAAAGAGAUAGAGAUGAGUAUUGUGCAGCUUAUUUUAAAGCUGCAGUAUUUCCUUGCCAUAGAAAAUGUGCAGUGAGCCUUUCAGCAUUCUGUAAACUUGCCUUCAGAUAUGCUGUAUGUCAUAGACCCCAAUGUAUACACUCCAUUUCUGCUGAGAAGGUCAUUCUAUAGUUUUUAAACUAAUAUUUUAUAUAUUAACAUUAUUACCGAUGUUUGAUUUUUAACGUAUUGGGUCAUGUUUUGCUGCAAGGGAACUACGAAUCUGAUGUGUGCUUUUUUUUUUUAAUAUCUCCAAAGCACUGAUUUGUCAACAAAUCAUUUUUUCCUUUAUUUUUGUUGUCAGUAUUAUUUUUAGUGAAAUCCAGGAAGACUGAACCAUGAAAUGUGCAGAGAUCAAAGUAAUAUUUUUCAUAUUGGUACGUAAUUGCACAGAAGAAAUUAAGUGUGUUUUUUAACUGAUGUUUUUUAUUUAUUUAACCUAUUGUUAUGUUUUGUAAGUUUGUCUUUAAAAAAAAAUCUAAUCUUCUAUGAUACAACUGGCUAUAUUAUGUUGCAAUUCAGAAUUUACAGUGCAGCCCACUUAAAUGAAAAACCUGGAAUAAUUGUUCACAACACAAAAAUGUUUCCACUUGAACCAGCCUUUUGAAGUUUGGUAUAUGGUUGCUGCUGGUAAUUCUCUUAACUGCUAAUAAAGAGGGGCAUGAGUUCCCCAAAUGCCAGAUGACUAAAUAAAGAUGUUUAUGCCCUCACGAAAUAAUAAUGGUAUACCUUACUAACAAAUAUAAGGACUUCUUAAUUUUUCUGAAAAGAUAGUGAGUGGUAAGGUUUCUUUUUUUCCUUUUGAAUGAAUAUGUCUUGGGUCCAGUUGUCACAGUCUGCUUCAUUUGGGAUACUUUUGUUUUUAGCAGAGAAAGCUUUAGUCCACUUCUAUAGUAAAACACAAACAUUUUGAAAGCUUAAUUUAUUGGAGAUCUGGAACUUGGCAAAUGCCUAAAAGCAUCUCCGUUCAUUUGACUCCUCUGAUUAAAAAUAUCUUUGAAAUGAAUAUGUGACUUAAGAACAGGCUGAUUUAUCAGCAUCACAAAUUACUGUACAGAAGUUCAGGGCUAUGUAUUUAAGAGGUCUCCACUGUAUAAACUUAUCUCAGUAUUGUCUCUCUUGAGAAGCAGAGUCCAAGUUUUUUGCUUCAUACAAUGUUGUAGCACCUUUUCUUUACCUACAGCAUAGUCACAUCUUGUGAUAGUUUUAUUUCCAUAAUUUAUAAGUAUAGCACAUGUAUUAAAUUUUUGACUAUUUUUACUUUUGUCCUAUUUAUUUCAUUAUUAAACUGAAAAGUUCCUUUGUCACUACUUAUCAGAGCAAGAUUCUUUUUUGAUUUCACAGUAGCAUUAGGAAGAUGUAAGGGCAAUGUCCAAGCCAUUCCUCAUGCUGGGUGGGUGUGAAUUCUUUCACAGCCUGGAGCUUACGGAAGCAGUUCACAGAAGUAUUUUGUGUGUGCAAGUUUGGUUUUCUUGGUUUUUUUCCAGCUUUGGAAGGGCAAAAAUAAAACAGAUGUACUUUAUUCUAAGAAUUUCAUGUAUUCAACUUAAUAUGCUGGGAUAAUCUGUAUAUGCUUGCCCCAAAUUGCUUGUUUAUAUAUUAAUAAUAGCAAAAAAAAAAAAUUACAGCGCUUUCAGCUAUAUUUAAGGCAACUUUACUAGGCCUGUGUAUUUCACAGGGAAUACGUCUACGUAAGAAAGGAGGGUUGCAUUAAUUACUUUGACCUUAACAGAUUAGUCGAUCCUGUUGAAACUGUAUCUCUCAUAGUAUUAAGUAUGGAUUAAUUUUACCUUGCAUGAGGUAAUUAACCCUGAAUUAAGGUUGGUUAUUUUCUUUUUUUCUUCUUGCCACACUAGGUGAACUUGUGUAAUGAUUGGUUUAAUGGCUUGCUCUGGUGUGGAUCUUUUUGGCCUCAUUAUGACAGUUAGCGAUACCUGAACACAGGCUGGGGUUUGCUGGUUCCCAAGAGGUGGGUUCUUUGGCUAGCACAUGAGGGUGAUGCUGUCCAUCAGAGACAGCACCCUGUGUGCUAGCUGUCCAGAUGCAAAAGGAAGAUGCAGAGGUCAUCUUCCCAGCUCCUCAGUUACUUUAUUUUCACAGGAAAGACCGCUUUCUGAUAGCCCCUUCCUUCUCUCAUAGGGGGUCUGUGCUUAAUCCUGUGAGGAUUCAAAGCACUUUUUGUUAUGGACUUCCAAGUCUGGAAGGAUUUGCUCCACUGAAGGACCAGUAGAAGAUUCUGAAAUGCAGCUGAAAAAAUGUUGGGUUUGUUGGAUCCAGAGGCCACCAAGGAAGACUGAGAUAUUAAAUAUAGCUAUGUGGUAGCCCGGGCUAGGGUUUUGGGAAGACAUUUGGUUGGCAUAUCUAAGAACAGUUCAGUCUGAGUAGCAGUCAUAAUCCCUAGAACUCUUCAGUUUUUACCACAAACCAACCUCCUUCUUUCAUUGAUGUAGCUAGCAUCAGUCCCACAGAGUAAUGUUAGGAUCCAGCAUUUGCUCCUUCCAUGCCAUUCUACUGAACUGGAUGACUCUGUAUAAGAACAAAUGGUGUAGUCAGCAUCUUUUUAACUAGAGCUUUGUAAAAUCCAUCUCCCUUUGUAAAACAAGCAUUGUAAUUUUUGUUCAGAAAUGAGCUCUAGAAUACUGCAAUUGUAACCUUUUUUUUUUUUUCCUCUGUUACUUUUCUAAAAUAAGGGAGCAGGUUUAGUAGGUGCAGGUUAAUGUGGCUAUGCUGUUUUCUUGUUUGGGGUUUUUUUGGUAACAGUUAAUGGGAAAAGAUAAUGGUUUUUUUAACAGCACACAUGCAUUCUGUAGAGAGAAAUGUAAUGAUAAAAAAUAAGUAGUUCAUAAUGCAGUAAAUAUAUAACGCUAAAUUGGCCAAACACAUUUACAGGCUGAUACCUGAUUUGGGGGGAAAAAAAAAAACCAGGCUGUCACCUAUCAAUUAUUUAUGCUUCCUUGAUUAAUGCUGUCAGAGUUGAUACAAUGAUACUUUAUACAAAAAGAAAAUGCACAUUAAUAAAGACUUGAUUUAAAUGUAGUGAAACACUAUGACGAUAAGUUUAUACAAAAAAAAAAGCCUUUACCUGCCGUAAACUUAACCAUCUGACAUUGUGUAGCUGAAAACAUAUUCAUGAACUGAAGACUAUUCCACAACUUUUUCCAUUACAAAGCGUGUUUUUCAAAUUGUUCAAAUGGGAUCUACUAGCUGGAUGAUCCAUCUUUUUGAUGUGUUUUGAAUUCAUGAAUAUGUUAAGAUUUCUGCAGUGAAACUAUUCAGAGUUAACUUUUUCUGUAUAUUGUCAAAUGAUUUUUGUCUGUAGUUCAAGAUACUAUAGGAUACUUGAAAAUACGUGAAGAUAUUGUACACGUACUUCACAUCUUUGUAGUUCAUUAUUUUAUACCUAGAGAUUGGCUGUUAAACUAAGAUAAAGCAUUAAUACGUUAUAAACUAUAUAUUUUACUACGUGGGGAAAUCACUGGCUUGGUUUUUUUUAAGGGCGGGCAUUGAAGUUUACAUUAUAAUGACAAAACCAGGUACUGUUUUCCUGUUUUAUUUUUCCUGUGACAUUUCAAUCCCUUGGACAUUAAAUGUGAAUUGGAUAUACAAAACA
This is a messenger RNA of Haliaeetus leucocephalus (bald eagle), 7805 nucleotides long. RefSeq names its product DENN/MADD domain containing 5A (gene DENND5A). The record is from RefSeq and is a predicted model, not a curated record. The transcript is spliced from 23 exons. Bases 18 to 3884 code for a protein of 1288 amino acids. Lineage: Eukaryota; Metazoa; Chordata; Aves; Accipitriformes; Accipitridae. Gene Ontology annotation, molecular function: guanyl-nucleotide exchange factor activity; small GTPase binding.